This is a messenger RNA of Gossypium raimondii (Peruvian cotton), 3296 nucleotides long. RefSeq names its product pentatricopeptide repeat-containing protein At4g01030, mitochondrial. NCBI's taxonomy places the organism in Eukaryota, Viridiplantae, Streptophyta, Magnoliopsida, Malvales, Malvaceae. Gene Ontology annotation, molecular function: RNA binding; protein binding; zinc ion binding. The record is from RefSeq and is a predicted model, not a curated record. The transcript has a single exon. Gene Ontology annotation, biological process: RNA modification. The coding region runs from base 138 to 2960 and encodes 940 amino acids.
UGAAGGCAUCGCUGUUUCUUUUUUCAUCCGAUCGCGUCACGUAGAAUGAAAACAAAACCCCAAAACCGCCGUUUCUUCGAAACCCAACCACCACCUUCACAAUCCUCAUUUCAUUGCCCAACCGCCAAAAAGCCUCCAUGGAUAGAGUAGCACCAUUCCAACGCUACUUUACUCUCUCCCAGAGUCAAAACCCUAUAAAACCCAAAAAAGUUUCACCUGCUUCUGUAGCUCUUGGCCCCGCACUCAUCUCUCCUGCAACCCAACUCUCUAAUUUAUCACUGUCGUACUCUUGGUCACAUCUCUCUCCUUCCCCUGCUUUUCACUUCUCCGAUGACUUAAAAGAGGUCAACAGUUUGGAGUCAGUUAAAGUUUUGCAUGCCAGGUUGCUUAAAAUGAGUAAUAGUUGGAGUUCAGAUUCUAUGACUAAGAGUUUGAUAUCGAGUUAUGUGAAAUUCAACGAUUUCAGAGCCGCUACGACGAUUUUCUUCGUAGGUUUCGCUCGGAACUAUGUUUUCUGGAGUUCUUUCUUGGACGAGCUUCAAAGUUGUGGGGGACAGACACGUAGAGUACUUGAGGUUUUUGGUGAACUAUGUGGUAAAGGAGUGGUUUUUGAUAGUAAAGUUCUUACUUUGGUUCUGAAGAUGUGUGCUAGUUUGAUGGAUCCAUGGCUAGGAUUGCAGAUUCAUGCUGAUUUGGUCAAGAAAGGUUUCGAUUUGGAUGUGCAUUUGAAGUGUGCAUUGAUGAAUUUUUAUGGGAGGUGUUGGGAUCUGGAGAGUGCCAAUCAAGUUUUUAAUGAAAUGGUGGAAAAGAAAGAGCUUGCCUGGAAUGAAGUUAUCAUGUUAAACUUGAGGAAUGAGAGAUGGGAGAAGGCUAUGGAGUUGUUCAGGGGAAUGCAGUUUUCUUGUGCUAAAGCGUAUGCUAGUACCGUUGCAAAAUUGCUGCAUUGCUGUAGCAAAGUGGGAGCUCUCGAGGAAGGAAAGCAAAUUCAUGGGUACGUACUAAAAUUUGCAUUAGAAUCAGAUUUAUUGGUAAGCAAUUCCUUAAUCAAUAUGUACUCAAGAAAUAAUAGACUGGAACUUGCUAGGAGAGUUUUUGGUUUGAUGCAAGAUCAUAACCUAUCUUCUUGGAAUUCUAUAAUUUCGGCUUAUGCUACCCAUGGCUAUUUGAAUGAUGCUUGGAAUUUAUUGAAGGAAAUGGAAUCAUCUGAUGUAAAACAUGAUAUAAUAACCUGGAACUGCCUUUUGUCUGGCCAUGCCCUUCAUGGAUCUCAUAAAGCAGUCCUGAAAAUUUUUCGGAGAAUGCAGGUAGUUGGUUUCAGGCCAAAUUCAAGCUCUAUCACCAGUGUUCUUCAAGCUGUCAUUGAAUUGGGAAUAUUGAAAUUUGGGAGAGAAAUUCAUGGUUAUGUUAUAAGAAAUGAGUUGGAUUAUGAUGCAUAUGUGGUAACUUCAUUGCUAGACAUGUAUGUGAAGCAUAAUGAUCUAGGAAAAGCUCAGGCAGUUUUUAGUUGCAUGAAAAGUAAAAGAAAUAUUGUUGCUUGGAACACGUUAAUAUCUGGAUAUUCGUUCAAGGGCCUUUUUGACGAUGCUAGGAAAUUAAUGAAUGAGAUGGAAGAGGAAGGGAUAACGCCAGACCUGGUAACAUGGAAUAGUUUGAUUUCAGGAUAUUCCAUGUGGGGGCAAGGUGAUGAAGCUUUGGGCCUGAUUCAUCAAGUAAAGAGUUCAGGAAUGAGUCCCAAUGUGGUAUCUUGGACUGCUCUGGUCUCAGGCAGUUCACAAAAUGGAAGCUAUAGGGAGUCUCUUGAAUUCUUCAGCCAAAUGCAACGAGAGGGUAUCAGGCCCAACUCUGUCACCUUAUCCAGCUUACUUCGAAACUGUGGAGGGCUAUCUCUUUUACAGAAAGGCAAAGAGAUACACAGCUUUAGCAUUAAAAAUGGUUUUAUUGAAGAUGUCUUUGUAGCUACUGCACUUAUAGACAUGUACUGUAAGUCCGGCAAUUUGAAAGCUGCUUAUGAGGUUUUCGAGAGGAUUGAGAAUAAAACGUUGGCCACCUGGAAUUGUCUGAUUAUGGGGUUUGCAAUCUAUGGUCUUGGUAAAGAGGUGGUCUCACUCUUUGAGCAGAUGCUUGGGGCAGACAUAAUUCCAGAUGCCAUAACAUUCACAGCUGUACUCUCUGGUUGUAAGAAUUCAGGUUUAGUUAAUGAAGGAUGGAAAUAUUUUGAUAGUAUGAGCUCUGACUAUGGGAUAAUACCAACAAUUGAACAUUAUUCUUGCAUGGUAGAUCUUCUUGGAAGAGCUGGAUACCUUGAUGAAGCUUGGGAUUUCAUGCAAAGUAUGCCAUUGAAACCAGAUGCUACCAUUUGGGGUGCUCUUCUUGGAUCCUGCCGUAUCCAUAAGAACAUCCAACUGGCAGAGAUUGCAUCAAAGAAACUUUUCGAGUUAGAACCAUAUAACUCUGCAAAUUAUGUUUUGAUGUUGAAUCUAUAUGCCAUGUUUGACAGAUGGGGGGAUGUCGAAUGUAUCAAAGAUUUGAUGAGUGAUAUAGGGGUGAAAAAUGGGCAAGUUUGGAGCUGGGUUGAAAUUGAUCAGAUAAUUCAUGUAUUCUGUGCAGGAGAGAACCAUCCAGAUGAAGGGGAGAUAUAUUAUGAGUUGUACCAUCUGGUUUCUGAAAUGAAGAAGCUUGGGUAUAAGCCUGAUGUCAAGUGUGUUUAUCAAAAUAUUGAUGACAGUGAAAAGGAGAAGGUGCUACUGAGUCACACAGAGAAAUUGGCCAUAACUUAUGGACUAAUCAAGUCAAGAAGCAUUACACCUAUCAGGGUAAUCAAGAACUCAAGGAUUUGCCCUGACUGCCAUACUGCAGCUAAAUACAUGUCAUUGGUUAAGAAUCGAGAGAUUUUCCUACGGGAUGGUAGUCGGUUUCACCAUUUCAGUGAAGGGAAGUGUUCCUGCAAUGAUUGUUGGUAACGACAGGUGCUGUUAUGGCUUUCACCAUUUCAGAAGGCACUAUCUUAAGUUAUGGGAUGAGGUGUCUGCAUAGCGUUUAAAGAGCUAUCUCUUAACUUCAAAACAUACUUUGAAUCAAUCAAUUUUGAGUUUGAGAGCUCUAGUUAUGAUCGUUCUCUUGAAGACGGUGUGAGCGGAAUUUUUGGACCGGAUUAUUAUGGGGAAUUACGUGUUUCGGUUUCGGUUUGUAUAUAUUAAAUUUUAUUAUUUAUUUAUUUCGAAUUUUAGGAUGUUUUUAAGUAUUUAAAAUUGUUUAAGAGUUUUAUGUUUCUUAAUCAACAAGAAAGUUUAAUUCUA